CCUUCCGGAAGUUGAUCAAUCCGCUUCCCCUCAUAAAGAAAAUGGACAAAAGUUAAUCAAAAACUUUUCUUACAAUCUGAACUCGUUCAUAUCUUGAAAUAAGUCUUUUAUUUGUGUGUGUGUGUUUUUGACCGUUCUUAUCAUAGACAAAGUGUCGUCCCCCGGUGUCCAGACGUUAGUGUUGUAUUUGACAGCUUGAGACGGACGGAGGGUGAAACCGGAGGGUCAGAAACAGCGGUUCAUUACCGGGAGGGAAGCUUCGACCGGAGGCAUCACGUCCACUUUGUUCCGUUCAGAACCAACCGAGGGAGAAAAACACCGUCUCCCUGUAACUUAACUAGUGGUUAGAUAGUUGUUUAACUAGUUGUUUAGCUAGUUACUGUAGCUCAAUCUCCCGGUAAAGGUUUUACGGCGGAUGGGAUGAAAGCACGACUACAAAGAUUCAAUUUAUUCAAUGUCAAGACGGAGACCAAAGCUGUCCCUGAGAUCAUCAGUACGCUGCGUCAGGCCGGGAAGAGCUCGGCGCGCAACGAUGACCUCGCAGUGCCCAAACCCGCCGCCUCUUCCUCAGAAGACUGUACUCCGUCCGCGUCGUCGGCCUUCGGCGCGGCCACCAUGUUCGCCAAGAGGUUUGAGGUUCUGUUCUGUGGAAGAGUGACCGUCGCUCACAAGAAAGCCCCGCCCGCUUUGAUUGACGAGUGCAUCGAGAAAUUCAGCCAAUCCGUAGGGGCCGGGGGUGAUCCUAAACCAGAUAGCGGCGGUGGAUUGGUGGACGGGUUGCGGAGAGGUCUGGCCUUACCAACGCUAACGCGAAAUGGAGGAACGGGGGAUGGAGAGGUCAGGGGAGGAGGAUACGGUGCCUCUAGUGGUGGGAGGCCGGUGGUGUUCAAACCAGACCCCAGUUUCCCCUGCCUCCGGGCCCUGGAUGAGAACGGACUGUCACCUGAACUACACACACACACCGCUGGGGUCCAGCCCACCAGUCUACAGGAGAACAGGACCAUGCUGUUCAUGGUGGGUCGGUCUCAGAUCUUCCUGGUCAGUCCAGACACUAAGAAGGUUGCCAUAGAGAAGAGCUUCAGAGAAAUAUCUUUCUGCUCACAGGGUAUUCAUCAUGUGGAUCACUUUGGGUUCAUCUGUAGAGAGACAGUAGAAGGAGGGAGCUGUACGUUCGUCUGCUAUGUCUUCCAGUGUACUGAUGAAUCCCUGGUGGAUGAGAUCAUGUUGACUUUAAAGCAGGCGUUCUCUGUGGCCGCCCUGCAGCAGAGUGUAAGGACCAGGAGCCAGCAGUGUGACAGUUGCCCCAUGCAGCAGCUGCACAGGCUGUGUGAGAGGAUAGAAGGUCUCCUCCCGUCUAAAGCCAAGCUGGAGUUUCAGAAACAUCUGGCCACACUGGACAACCAGGAACAAGCUGCUGUGUUCGAGAGCACUGUGAGGGCCAGUCCUAAGAGUGACCAGGAGGAGAAUGAGCUGCUGAUGGGGUCUUUGAGGAGUCUCUAUGAACAGAAACAGAGGAGUCAUCAACACACAGAUAACAGACCGGUACCAGAGGCUCCAGCCCCAGUAGAGGUCCAGUCCAGUAGCAGACAGAGAUUAGAGCAGUUUAAAACCAGAGCUAAACGCUCCCUCACAGAGUCACUGGAGGGCAUCUGGAAGGGAAGUAGCAAAGCCAGGGCUCAGAGAGAGAACAGUGAAGGAAACAUCAGUUCAUCUGACUCUACACUGAACUCUACUGAACAGUACCCCUCCCUAGAAGACCCCCUCCCCUCCUCCAAUCCUCUGCGCUCUCACAACUCUACAGGGGACCUGAAACAUCUGGACACCUCUCCUCUCUCCGUCUCUCCUUCCUUCUCAUCCCUGUCUCUGUCCUCCUGGGACGCACGGUCCCAGCCGCAUGGCUUCAGGCGGAGAGCCAGCACCUUCAGCCACUCCCCUUCCUACCACGAUCACGCCCCUUCCUACCCUGACCACACCCCCUCGUAUACACACACACCCCAGGUACCCAGCGGCUCCACCAAGCCCAAACUGGUCCGGCACUACUCCGUCAGCACCGACACUCCGCACCAGAGCAAACGACUCCAGGCGGACCCUACUCUUCCUUUCCUCUCCUUCCCCUCUCCUCUUCUCUCUCCUCGACCCUCAUCCCCCUCUCUCGGGGGUCGCCUGGCCAAACGAAGUCCUCUGGGAGGUCUGCGCGCUCGUCUCCGCUCCUCCUCCUCUGUUCCCAACUUCCUCAAACUCCUCGCUCCUGUCCACGAGAGCCACCCCUGUGACUUAGACAAGAGGAGUGACGUAGCAGCCCUGUCCAGUCCGGUAGCAGUGUGU
This is a messenger RNA of Oncorhynchus kisutch (coho salmon), 2325 nucleotides long. RefSeq names its product TBC1 domain family member 1. The transcript is spliced from 13 exons. The annotation marks the transcript as partial. NCBI's taxonomy places the organism in Eukaryota, Metazoa, Chordata, Actinopteri, Salmoniformes, Salmonidae. The record is from RefSeq and is a predicted model, not a curated record.